This is a messenger RNA of Chironomus riparius, 1818 nucleotides long. The record is from the annotation of a GenBank genome assembly. Lineage: Eukaryota; Metazoa; Arthropoda; Insecta; Diptera; Chironomidae.
CGCUAGUUGCGGAUGUGAAUUAUUGUUUGCCUCAUUUUGUGUAGAAAACUCUUCAAUUUCAACAAUCAUCAAUUUGAUUUUUUUUUUGCUAUCAAAAGAAUCUCAAAAAAAUCAUCUCAAGUGUCAAAGACAGUCAUGGAUACGAGACACAAAUAUCUCAACGGUGAUGUUGACUUUUUGGAAAAUGUUAACAAAAUCAUACCACGAAGGAUGGAACUGCCGUUGAUGAUACAAACGAAAAUUCAAAUAAGAAAGAACAUGUUUGGAAUUAGAUCGCGAUUAUUCCGUCAUAUGAAGUCAUAUGAUUAUAAAUUUCGCUCGCUUGCCGCAGAACCAAAACAAGUCAUACGAGGACACCGUCCACGUGUCACAUUAAAAUCCCUCGCAAAAGCAUCGAGAAAGCCACAAAAAAUACCAAAACUUGAUCGUUCGAUUGUUGACAAAUCAUGGGAAUGGAAAUUGCCACCAAAUGUCUAUUGUCUCAGUGACUUUACAAAAUCACUUAAGAAGAUGGGAAAGCGUGGGCCUUAUCAGUGUUUCACAGUCGAACGCGAUGAGAAAACUGUCAAAAAUCAUCACGCACCAAAGCCUGAAAAUGAACGCUGUGAGACAGACUUUUAUGAUCUACCAUCACAAAUUGAUGAUGGAACGAAGCCUUCGAAUUCUUAUAAAAAUAAAUUUUUUAAAGGACCACGAUUUGUGGAAAUAAAAGAUGAUGGAAUUCCACCACCAACAAAAUAUUAUCCACAAAAUUUUUCAAUAAAGCUGACAGCGUGUGAAAAAAAGAAGUCAACGAAGGACAAUCCCAUAUUAUAUUAUCCUCAUACGACAGUUCCUGUGAGGGUGAUGGAAUUUAAUAAGGAACGAAAUACACCGGAACCAGGACGUUAUAAUCUUCAUAAUUUGUCAUGUCAAUGUCGUAUGGCUGAGACAAAAGAUCGCACAAUACACAAAAUUCAUGAUGAAGGUCGUCCUCGUCAUCGUUUUGAAAUGAAAAAUGAUAAGCAGACAGUUGACGAUAUAUCACUACCAAAAAAGUCUGUUAUCAAUCGUGAGCCGAUUUCGUUUCGUUUAAAAUCAUCUGCAAGUUGUGAAGAUUUAUAUCCAUCAUCAAUUCAACGUGAAAUACGUUUUAAUACGAUGAUAAAAAAGAAAAAUUUAUUUAGUACAAAAACUGGACGUCCCGUUGCUUUCUUAACAGCAGCGCCACGUUUUGAGGAGUCAUCCGAGAAGCCAAUAAAAUUGUACAAGAAAAAGAGUAAAAAAUUAUUGCAGCCCGAAAAGUCAGAGACGAGUGGAAAAACCUCAACAGUUUCACUAACAAAAACUGACAGUAAGCAAAAACCAAAGGGAAUGACAAAGAAGCGCUUGGGUGAAUUGGCAACGCCAAAGACUGUUCCACUUCAAACGAGUGCAUCUGAUAAAGUUCAAGUUUUUACAAAUCCACCAGCAUUCUCAUUUCGGAGCUUGGCAUCAAAUGUACGACCGUUAAAAAAAGUUUCUGCAUUCUCUGAUAUUGAUAUAAGGCGAUUGCGUGAGAUUGUACAGAAGGAACAAGAGGAAGUUGUGGGAAUACAGGAACAAAAUAUUUUUGUGUCUAAUAAAUAAAAUGGAUUAGACAUUUGCUCUCACAGUUCCUUUAAAGCGAACAGCAAGCUGAACACAAAAAUCAAUUUUCAUUCUCUCUUGAUGACAUGAAACUUUCCUUCUUCCUUCUUAGUUCUUGUUGCUAAUCUAUUAUCCCAUAAAAUUCUUAAUGUAUUUUCUUGCCAAAAACAGAGUGAGAGAAAAGAUGAAGCAGAUAAAGUUGUAAUAAAG